CCACUGUCUCUCCGCGUGAAUUUCCAGAUCGGUAACCAUUGUUUACCUGCUCGCGCGUUUUAUCAUUUCCUUCUUCGAAGGAAUAACAAGUUACCGUACAGCCGUCCAAGUGCCGUUGGAUCGAGAAAAGAACCUACGAUUAACAUGCGUAUCACGGGAAUACUUUCUAAUCAACUCUAUAAAAUAUACGUUCAUAAAAUCCCUUAUCGGUUUAGAGGGAAACACCGUAAAGAGAAGGAACCAUCCUACUACGAUAUGAUGUGCUUUAAGCGGGAUCUCGAUAGAGAAGAACGUAAUAUGCUAUUGUUAAGGCAUCCUUAUCUCACUAUCGAACAAUCCCAUGGUCACAUGAAAGAAUUUAAACGAGCGAGAUUCGAAAAAGUGCUAAAGGAUCAACAAGAAGAAAAGAAUUCAAGAUUCAACAGACGAAUUACUACCAAGGAUCGGUUAAAUUAUUAUGUGCAGAACGAAGCUUGGGACUAAUGUAUAUUUUAUUCAUAUUUAAUAGAUAAUAUCUAGUUUGUUUCAUUGUAAUUAAAUGUAUCUCAUCCGUGUCGAAUUUGAAAUAUCAACAAUCGUAUAUUACUCUUCGGGUUACACAACAUAUUUUAAUAUUCUCUGGUCAUAAAGUUGAUGAAUUUGAGGAAAAUUAUUUAAAAAAUCAUCAUUUUAUUUCACGAUAACAAAUCAAAGUAUAUAAUACUGAAAAUACAUUUCAAAAUGCAAUAUCAAAGAAUGUCCAAAGACUAGAACUAGUCUAUUAACGACAUAA
Molecule: messenger RNA, 772 nt
Organism: Nomia melanderi (Alkali bee)
Lineage: Eukaryota; Metazoa; Arthropoda; Insecta; Hymenoptera; Halictidae
Cellular component (GO): mitochondrial ribosome
Source: RefSeq, a predicted model, not a curated record